AUGGAUAGUAAUGAUGUUAUGGAAGAAGAUCAACUCGAACCUUCUUUACAAAACGUUAUCAGCCAGAGUAGUUUGAAAUGGAUUUUUGUUGGCGGAAAAGGAGGUGUUGGUAAAACGACUUGCAGUUGUAGCUUAGCUAUUCAAUUAGCUAAAGUUCGUGAAUCAGUUCUUCUAUUAUCGACUGAUCCAGCACACAACAUUUCUGAUGCUUUUGGACAACGAUUCACCAAAGCCCCUACUAAAGUGGAAGGUUUCAAUAAUUUAUUUGCCAUGGAAGUAGAUCCCGAUCUUCAAAGUGGAAACGAAAAUAUAUUUGGAAGUGAAGAUGAAUCUGAUACAAUGCGAUUAGGUAAAAGUAUUGUACAAGACAUUAUUGGAGCAUUUCCAGGUAUUGAUGAGUCGAUGAGUUAUGCUCAAGUGAUGAAGUUGGUUAAGAGUAUGAACUUUUCAGUUGUCGUAUUUGACACAGCUCCUACUGGGCAUACUUUGAGACUACUGACAUUCCCUUUAAUGAUGGAAAAAGCUAUAGGAAAAAUAUUGGAAUUGAAAAAUAGAAUAGGUCCUUACCUAAAUCAAAUGAGUAUGCUUUUUGGAGCUGGUAUUAAUGUAGAUGAUAUUUCACAAAAACUUGAAGAAAUGUUGGCUACCAUUAAAACAGUUAAUCAACAAUUCAAAAAUCCCGAUCAAACUACAUUUGUUUGUGUAUGCAUUGCUGAAUUUUUGUCAUUGUAUGAAACAGAAAGGCUUAUCCAAGAAUUAACCAAAAAUGAAAUUGACACCCAUAAUAUUAUUGUUAAUCAAUUGUACAUUAACAAUGGAGACUCCGAUCCGAGUUGUAAAAAGUGUUCUUCCAGACGGGCUUUACAGCGCAUCUAUCUAGAACAAAUCAGUGAUUUGUAUCUUGAUUUCCAUGUUACUAAGCUUCCAUUGUUAGAAAAGGAAGUACGUGGUGUUACUGAUAUAUCAGAGUUUUCUAAAUAUUUAUUGGACCCAAAUUAUGCUUUUAAUAAAAACAAAUAG
Molecule: messenger RNA, 1020 nt
Organism: Macrosiphum euphorbiae (potato aphid)
Lineage: Eukaryota; Metazoa; Arthropoda; Insecta; Hemiptera; Aphididae
Source: the annotation of a GenBank genome assembly